Messenger RNA from Spodoptera litura, 3672 nucleotides. RefSeq lists its product as uncharacterized. Lineage: Eukaryota; Metazoa; Arthropoda; Insecta; Lepidoptera; Noctuidae. The record is from RefSeq and is a predicted model, not a curated record.
ACAAUUUAUUAUCAACACCUUUGUGCAAAUAUCAAUUUUGAAUUUUAUCACAAAACAUUAAUUAAUGUUUUGUUCGAAAUUUCUUACGGUGGCAACGUCGCGCUCAAUCGGCUGCGUGCGAGCACGAUGAAAAAUAUCAACACAUGUAUUUUAUUUAUAAUAAUUGGUAGUUUCAAUCACAUAAUAGGGACUCAUGCGAAAAACGAAACGGACCUUACAGAAGAAUAUUUAGAACAAGAAGCUCAAAGAGAUCUAGAGCAAUUGUUAGCUAAAAUAAAUUCUCGUCGAAAUAACUCAGAUGUUAAUGAUGAUCAUGACGAUGAUAAUAAAACUACACAAAGAGAAAUUGACAAAGAAAUUGAUGAAAAAGUGCAACUUAUGAAAACCCGCAGGAUUCUUCCUGGUCACUCUGCAGCUAAUACUGAGGACCAGGAUCGCUUUUACAAAAUAAUGCAUACAUUAGCUUCAUCUCGAGGUAAUACGAAAUUAAAUUUAAAAUAUGAUGAUAAAUCUCUUGGCGAUUCAUUUCGUAAAAGUUUUAUGAAUAUAAAACCUGAGAUAUCUCCUGCACAAAGUUUAUCUGAUGGAAGAGAUGAUCAAGAGGAAACUUUUUUAGAAGUUGAUAACGUUGGAAAUACAUUCCAAAAUCAUGAUCCUUUAAGAACUAGAUCCUACCUACCUUUAUCAGCAAAUUUGGAAAAAUUUAGUGAAUUGUUGCACCGAUUCAACAAAAAUGGUCAGAAACAUGUGAGAACUAAACCAGGAAAACAAGAAUCCGGUACUGAUGAUAUUCACAUACCCUAUUUACGUAGCAAUCCUCUAAUGAACAAGAUAGAAAAACAAGUUUUGGAUGCAAUAAAUAAUGAUUUUAAUGAAAAAAAACGCAAAAGAACUAAGGUUACAGUUCUGCGAACGGAUGUAAGUGAUGAAACUAUGUAUGCAGACAUUAACGACGAAAUUGAUGAAUUCGUAAAUCAUUUUAAUGAUGAUAAAAAUGACAGGAAUAACCAGCGAACUGCCACUUAUAGAGAUUAUCAAGAUGUACAGCUUGACGAUGGAAAGCGAACGAGAAGAGCCGCACGAACACAAGCAGGGUACACUCAAGACCCUGACACUUGCAAAACUUACAAUGAAAACCUCGUAAAACUCUGGUCAAAUCUGUCAAAAUACCUUAAUGUCACUGAACAACCCGACGAACUUGCCCUGCAUAACAUAGCAAUGAUGGUACAAGCAUACCUAGAACAUCACACACAACAAUCACCAGAAACACCUAAAUCAAAAUACGAAGGACCUAGAGACAAAGUAACCGAAAUUAUACUUAGAAUUAGGAAAACGCUCGAAGACUCUCAAGCCAGUGAGGCUAAAAUAGUCAAAAUAAUAAAAAAAUACGCAAAACCAUUUUACGGAGACAUUGAAAAUGAAGAUUGUCAACUGGUCAAUGAAGAAUAUUUGCAAAUUUCAGUUGGUUUGUUAUUUAAAAAUUAUCAGAACAAUCUCGAAUGUUCCGGCGAUGACAACGAGAGUAUAGCAAUAAAUAAAAGAUUGAUUUUACGAAACACAAAAAAUAAAUCCCUGAAACGAUCCAAAAGUGGGCUCGUACUAAUAUCUGACGAUGACUAUUUUAAUCCAGACAAAGAUAUAUAUCUUGAUAGUGAGGUCUUUAAAGAUUUUCAAAAGGAAAAAACACCAAGAAAGAGAUCUAGUCAAAACAGACGAGUGUCCCGACGAAACAGAAACCCAAAGCGUCAAGCCCCAGCACGGAGAAGUGGAAUUGAAAACGAAAAGUUUAAAACUCUAAAAUCAUUUAAAGGUAAAUCAUCUAGAUCAAGAUCUAGAAAUAACAAUCUCAGAUCUGAUGGAACGAAAAGUAGAUGUGAAAAAAUUGCGAUUCGCAAACUGACAAGCUUAUUGCGACCUGUGAUAGAAAGAUUUACGUCGCUACAAGAAUGUCAAAUUGACAACACGUUGAGAUCUGAUUAUCAACAUCCGAAUUCGCGUUCCCCGCUCUACUUGUACGCUUCCAAAUAUUUAUCGGAUGACAAUGGCAAUGAAGAAAAUUACUUCCUUAAGAAACCUUUACCCAUAGAUAAAUUGACUAGAAAAAAUACAGAACGUAGUAGAGCAAUCGAGUCAUCUAAAACAGAAGAAAGACAGAAAUCUACACAAGAACUUGUAAAAGAGGAUUUUGUACGUGAUGAUGGCGACACUUGGAUUAGGAAACAAUCCAACUCAAACCUAAAGCUCAGUAACACAGAUCGAACAUCGGAGACUACUUCUGGUAAUCUUGAUACAAACAAUGAUCUCCAGUCGGUAACCUUUUACGAUGAUUACGACGCUUUAUUGAAACCACCACCAUUACAUGCCAACAGUCCACUCAGUUCUAUAAUCGACAUAAAGAAAAUUAUCGAUAGGGUAAACAAUAAAACUUCACACACAAAAGACAAAGAAAAGAAAGAUGUUUACGUUAGACAAAGAAAACUUGUAACUUCUACUUUCAAACCUUUGCGAAAUAACGAAGGUUAUGAUGGAAUUGAUUAUGACUAUUAUAAUGACAGCGUAACUCAUAGUACUGAAAGUGCUGAUGAACCGUUUCAAGAUCAUACCAGACUCAGAACUUCUGAUAAAGUGGUCCAAGAAAAAAAGAAUACACAUACAUAUGAAAGUCUUUCAGAGUUCAUUAAAAAGGCUCGCGACAUUUCAUUGCAAACACCAGAAGUUACCAUGCCUUUUGCAUUAGAUAAUAAUAAAGGGUAUGUAGAACUCACUUAUCUAGUAAAAUAUCCAAGAAUGCUUAUUUACCGUCCACAGUUUCUAUUGAAAAACGUAAUACCAUAUGACGCCUAUGUUAAAACAGCUAAUAGUAUCAAUAUGAGUAAUAACGACGUACGCUUGAUGAAAAUUGUUAGACAUUUGCCGGACAAAUCUGCUAAAGUACUAUUCGAAACUGAAGAUUAUGAGGAGCCAUUAGAGAUUCGUAACGUUAAUGAAAAUUUGAAUAACAGGAGGACUGUUUGGACUAGAAAUGAUAUACUUGAGAACAACAAACGUCCACCUCCUUCUAUUUUAAGUGAUAUAGGUUCAAUUAUUGACAAACUUCGUAAUCGUACUAUACAAAAUGAGUUAAUUAAGAAUAAUGAAAAUGAUGAAUUAUUCUCAUCUGACACUCAGACAGGGACUAUAUUUACGACUCCUAAACCAAAUGUACAACAGGACACAUCACCUUCAGGUUGCAAAUUAAUAACAACUAAAACUGACUUAAACGACACUGAUAUUCUAUCGGUAGAGUCUAUAAACACCAGGUUUUCGGAGACAGAUUCAGAAUCAUCACAAGAAUUUUCUGAUGAUCCAUUCUAUCUUCCAACACUAGCAAACUUUUAUAGAGCACACACAUCUACUACUAAACCUAAACAUGAUUCAGCUUCAUUCAUUGCCAAGAAUGUUUGGAAUAAUUUGAGGAAAAUAAUACAAAGUGAAGUGCAGAAAAUUGUGGGAAAUACAUCGACUGUUAGUAGCAACAUUGACGAAUUGAUGGAUUGAUGUUCGAGUGGUACCUAGCCUCUCCACAACGCACUCAUUACUCCAACAAAACAUCGAAACUGGUACAGAGGUAAUAGUAAAAUGUAUUAGGAACGUGAAGAUGUAUGGAUGGUUAAAAAGAUCAAAUAAAUAAAC